AUGAAUUUUCAACCUUUAGAACAUCAACACCAACACCAGCAACAAGUCUCAACCGUUCUGUGUUGUAACUGUGGUACCCCGAUCGAUGGGUCCACCGGUCUAGUUAUGUGUUACGAUUGUAUCAAGAUGACUGUCGACAUCACAGAAGGUAUUCCAAGAGAAGCUAACAUUUCUUUCUGUAGAAACUGUGAAAGAUUCUUGCAACCUCCUGGCCAAUGGAUCAGAGCAGAUUUGGAAUCUAGAGAAUUAUUAGCUAUUUGUCUACGUCGUUUGAAAGGGUUAACCAAGGUUAGAUUAGUGGAUGCUUCCUUUAUUUGGACUGAACCUCAUUCCAGACGUAUAAGAAUUAAGUUGACUGUUCAAGGGGAAGCCAUGGCCAAUACCAUCAUUCAACAAACUUUUGAAGUGGAGUACGUCGUCAUUGCUAUGCAAUGUCCAGACUGUGCUAAAUCAUAUACAACACAUACAUGGAGAGCCGCUGUACAAAUUAGACAAAAGGUUCCACAUAAGAGAACUUUCUUAUAUUUGGAGCAAUUGAUUUUAAAGCAUAAUGCUCAUGUGGAUACCAUUUCUAUCAGUGAAGCUAAAGAUGGUCUUGAUUUCUUUUAUUCUCAAAAGAAUCAUGCUGUGAAAAUGAUCGAUUUCUUAAACUCAGUUGUUCCUAUGAAAUACAAGAAAUCUGAAGAACUGAUCUCUCAAGAUACCCAUACUGGUUCCGCCACAUAUAAAUUUUCAUACUCUGUGGAAAUUGUUCCAAUAUGUAGAGAUGACUUAGUCGUCCUACCAAAGAAAUUAGCUAAACAUUUAGGUAACAUUUCUCAAUUUGUUCUAUGUUCCAAGAUUUCAAACACUGUCCAAUUUUUAGACCCAAAUACGCUACAAACUGCUGAUUUAUCCGCACAAGUUUAUUGGAGAUCACCAUUUAAUGCUCUAGCGGACGUGUCUCAAUUAACUGAAUUCAUCGUCUUAGAUGUAGAAUCCACAGGGAUAAGUAAGGGAAAGCGUGUCCUAGCUGACGUUACUAUUGCUAGGUCGGCAGACUUAGGUAUUAAUGAUCAAGUUUAUUACACUAGAUCUCAUUUGGGUGCUAUCUUACAUGCCGGUGAUACUGUAAUGGGUUACUUUAUUGCCAAUUCUAAUUAUAAUUCUGACUUAUUUGAUGGAUUGAAUAUCGAUUAUGUACCAGAUGUGGUCCUAGUUAAGAAAUUAUACCAAAGAAAGACCAGAAAGAAUAGAAACUGGAAAUUGAAGAGAAUGGCAAGAGAACAUAAGGAAAUUGAUGCUGCCCAAGAUUACAGUUCUAGAGUGCAAAAGCAAGAUAUGGAACGUGCUGAAAGAGAUUACGAAUUAUUCUUGCAAGAAUUGGAAGAAGAUGAUGAAAUGAGACAAACCAUUAACUUAUAUAAGAACAAUGCUCCAGCUCCAGCUCCUCAACCUCAUGAAAUUGAAGAAGAUGAGGAUCCAGAUGCUCCACAAAUUGAUAUUGAUGAAUUGUUGGAUGAACUAGAUGAAAUGACGUUAGAUGAUGGAACGGAUGAUCCGCAACAGCAAGAACCAACCAUGUAA
Naumovozyma castellii is the source of this 1566-nucleotide messenger RNA. RefSeq names its product ribosome-binding protein NMD3 (gene NMD3). The record is from RefSeq and is a predicted model, not a curated record. NCBI's taxonomy places the organism in Eukaryota, Fungi, Ascomycota, Saccharomycetes, Saccharomycetales, Saccharomycetaceae. Bases 1 to 1566 code for a protein of 521 amino acids. The transcript has a single exon.